Dicrocoelium dendriticum is the source of this 1578-nucleotide messenger RNA. The record is from the annotation of a GenBank genome assembly. Lineage: Eukaryota; Metazoa; Platyhelminthes; Trematoda; Plagiorchiida; Dicrocoeliidae.
AUGAACCCAAGUGAAUCGUAUAAAUGCGAAAUAUGCUUUAUGCGCAAAGGCACAUCCACACGAAAGCCACGUUUAAAUCCUCAAGUCGUGGAACAGCAACAGCUGAUCGCCCAGGCCAUUCUAAAAGAGAAAGAUGAGGAUCUUCGGAAGAAGAGACCGGAUAAAAGUUUUGAAAAACCCGGUCCAAACGGAGCGUCCGUCAAACUCAAAAACUUUGAUCGUUCAUCUCCUUUGCUGUUUGAGAUUUUCGCCAACGGUUACAGUGUCGUCAUAACGGAAUUCCAGCUCAAGUCUCGAGUGAAGCCAACUUCAUUCCCUGAUAGUCCUGCUCCUUCCACUUGUUCAUCUUUACAGGGUUUCUCUGGCGUCCCCAAUGCAAGCACCGACCAGCUUUCUCCCGCUGAAUCUUUGUGCUUGCCUGACACAAGCCACCGUGCUCCUGCUUUUGGCGACUGUGACUCCUGUGAUGGCAUCGAUUCAAAGCCACGAUCGCUUUCGGACCCUACAGGAAAAUCGAUUACUGAUAUCAAACCUCCCUUCCUGACGCCUGGUUUGACAAGCGAGGUUUCUGCAUCUCAUCAUCUAUAUCCCGCUUCAGGUUCCACUUGCAAGGCCAAUCUCAGCCGUUCUACUUCUCCCCAAAACUCCGCUGUUCCUUCUCUUGCUGAAGUGAAAAGAGAGCAGGCUGCUCUGAAAGCCGAACAGGCGGCACGUGAUGGCGACGAUGAGUUCGAGAAUGAAGAGGAAUCAAGACCAUAUGUAGGCUCUCGUGUCUGCUCAUCCCGGCGUCUUGGAUCAUCUAAACGCACCCGUUCUUCUUGUUCGAAGUCUGGGCGGGACUUGUACUCCGGAUGUAUUAGUGAAACCCAGGUAACCGGGGCGUCUGUGGAUCCUAACAGUCGACUGCCCAUUCCGAACGAAGCACAGCCGACAACCACACGUCCACGCCGACAGCAUCCUCAAAUCAAUGGGCCUAAUCCUUACGCUUCUCAAUCCUUGCCUGCCAAACGGCGCAAACUUGCUAAUGGUCAUAACAGGCUAUACCAAAAGGAUUCAUCUGUUAAUAAGAAUUCCCACAAAGCUCACCAUUCCGUUAACGUCCGAUCACCGGAAUCGCGCUGGCGUGGUAGCUCGAAAGGGAGGUCUCGUAAACCGCGUCCGAUACGUGUUAAUCGGACCAAGUUGGUAUCGGACCUAAAGACGCACUCGAAUUCUGCUAUAACCGCGACAUCGUUAGAACCUCAUACCUGUCAUAAGAAGAGUCGCAAAACUGCAAACAAAUCCGAAUUAAAGUGCAAGAUUCGUCUUAUCCAUUCCGGUAACCACUCCUCUCAUUCUCCUCCGGGUAGCGACCCCUCCGCGAGUCAACCCGAGUUUUUCAUUUUCCAAAAACUUAAGGCCGGUGCUGCGGAGCUUUCUGGUCCUAGUGAGUUGGCCUUAGAAGCUCGUCACCAACCCCUGCCGGUCGAUGCAGAUGAGCUCAAUCCCACCGCCCAACCCCGUUUAUCAACGGAAUCCAAAAACACCAGUGCCAUGACAGAUAGUAGCGCGGCGUCUGCUCUGGAAAUCUCGCAUUGA